AUGUCGGUGCUGAGGCCAUGUUUGCUGAUCUUGGUCACUUCAACUACGCGGCAAUUCAGGCAAGUUUCUACUUUUAUCUUGGAGGAUUUGCAUAAUGUUAUAUCGCCACAGAUUGCCUUUACUUUCCUGGUUUAUCCGGCUCUGAUAUUGGCGUACAUGGGACAAGCUGCUUACCUAUCCCGGCAUCACCACUCUGCUCACGCGAUUGGGUUCUACGUCUCUGUGCCAAAAUGUGUGCACUGGCCUGUGCUUAUGAUAGCGAUUCUUGCUUCUGUUGUGGGAAGCCAAGCGAUCAUCAGUGGGACUUUCUCAAUCAUAAACCAAAGCCAGUCUCUUGGGUGCUUCCCUCGAGUCAAAGUCAUUCACACCUCAGAUAAGAUUCAUGGUCAGAUUUACAUACCUGAGAUUAACUGGAUGCUCAUGGUUCUCUGCAUCGCUGUUACAAUCGGGUUCAGGGAUGUCAAACACCUGGGGAAUGCAUCAGGUUUGGCUGUAAUGGCGGUUAUGCUAGUGACGACGUGUCUUAUGUCACUGGUCAUCGUUCUCUGCUGGCACAAGCCUCCGAUUCUAGCUCUCGCCUUCCUUCUCUUUUUCGGUUCAAUAGAGCUUCUCUACUUCUCGGCCUCACUCACCAAGUUCCGUGAAGGCGCUUGGCUUCCUAUCCUCUUAUCUCUGUUCUUCAUGAUCAUCAUGUUCGUUUGGCAUUACACCACAAUCAAGAAAUACGAGUUUGAUCUCCAGAACAAAGUCUCGCUUGAGUGGCUUCUUGCGUUAGGUCCAAGCCUCGGAAUCUCCCGAGUCCCCGGUAUAGGUUUAGUCUUCACGGAUUUAACCUCAGGAAUCCCUGCCAAUUUCUCCCGGUUCGUCACAAACCUCCCUGCUUUCCACCGUGUUCUCGUCUUCGUCUGCGUGAAAUCCGUCCCGGUCCCUUUUGUUCCGCCGGCCGAGAGAUACCUUGUGGGCCGUGUAGGUCCAGUGGACCACCGCUCGUACCGCUGCAUCGUGCGGUACGGAUACCGGGACGUCCAUCAAGACGUGGACUCGUUCGAAACAGAGCUCGUGAGCAAGCUUGCGGAUUUCAUCCGUUACGACUGGCACAAGAGAACACAAGAGGACGAUACGGCUCGGUCAGUCCGGUCUAACGAGUCCUCAAGCGAGUCGAGACUGGCUGUGAUCGGCACCGUCGCUUACGAGAUCGAUGAGAAUCUGCAACCGGAGAGCGUCUCGAUUGGAUUCACCACGGUAGAGAGCAUGGAAGACGUCAUAGAAAUGGCUGAGGCGGCGCCAACCGCAACCAUAAGACGGGUGAGGUUUGCGGUCGAAGAAGACAAUUACGAGGAGGAUGCGGAGGCAGAGGCGGAGCUGAGGAGCGAGCUUAGGGAUCUGGUGGCGGCGCAAGAGUCUGGGACGGCGUUUAUAUUGGGGCAUUCACACGUGAAAGCGAAACAAGGAUCAUCGGUGAUGAAGAGACUUGCCGUAAAUUUCGGUUAUAAUUUCUUGAGGAGGAACUGUAGAGGACCUGACGUGGCGCUUAAGGUCCCGCCGGUUUCUCUUCUAGAAGUCGGCAUGGUUUACGUUGUCUGA
This is a messenger RNA of Thlaspi arvense, 1584 nucleotides long. The record is from the annotation of a GenBank genome assembly. NCBI's taxonomy places the organism in Eukaryota, Viridiplantae, Streptophyta, Magnoliopsida, Brassicales, Brassicaceae.